Messenger RNA from Cricetulus griseus (Chinese hamster), 5342 nucleotides. The record is from RefSeq and is a predicted model, not a curated record. Lineage: Eukaryota; Metazoa; Chordata; Mammalia; Rodentia; Cricetidae.
UCUUGCUCACAGUUGUAAUCUCAACACUGAAGGAAGUAAAGGCGUGAAGAUCUCUGGAGAUCCCUGGCUGCCAGUCUAGCCAGAGGGAGACAUAAGCUUCGCCUUUGGUGAGAGACCCUGUUCCAAAUGAACAAGGCAGCUUAGAAGACUACACCGGAGCCCUCCUCUGACUUCUACAUUCACACAUGUUACUAGAGUACAUAUGUGAAUACCGGGGAGCUGGAAUCAUGAGGGACAUCUUUGAAGUUUGACAUCCAGUCCACAGAUACUGACAGGUGGUGGUGAUGCACAACUUUAAUCCCAGCAUUCAGAAGGCAGAGAUAGGCAGAUCUCUGAGAGUUCAAGGCCAGCGUGGUCUAUAGAGAAUUUAAUAAGAAACUCAAGUUUGAUUCAAAUAUUUUUUGAAUUGAAGCCAGAGAUGUAUUAGGAUUUUGAUUCUUUCACUUGUUUAAGGUACAUGGCUAGUGCCUUUCUUACCUGCUGCACAGUAACUGGAGACUAAAUGCUUAACCGGUCCACUUGAGUAUGGUCUGAAUAUGCGUUGUUUGGCAGCUCGGGUCAAUUAUAAGACUUUGAUUAUCAUCUGCGCACUAUUCACUUUGGUCACAGUACUUUUGUGGAAUAAAUGUUCCAGCGACAAAGCAAUCCAGUUUCCUCGGCAUUUGAGUGGUGGAUUCAGAGUGGAUGGAUUAGAAAAAAGAACAGCAGCAUCUGAAAGUAACCACUAUGCCAACCACAUGGCCAAGCAGCAGCAGGAGGAGGCAUUUCCUCAGGAGCAGCAGAAAGCACCCCCUAUCGUUGGGGGCUUCAAUAGCAAUGGGGGAAGCAAGGUGUUAGGUCUCAAAUAUGAGGAGAUUGACUGCCUCAUAAAUGAUGAACACACAAUUAAAGGGAGACGAGAAGGGAAUGAAGUUUUUCUUCCAUUCACUUGGGUAGAGAAAUACUUUGAUGUUUACGGAAAGGUGGUCCAGUAUGAUGGCUAUGACCGAUUUGAAUUCUCUCAUAGCUAUUCCAAAGUCUAUGCACAGAGAGCCCCUUACCACCCUGAUGGUGUAUUUAUGUCCUUUGAAGGCUACAAUGUCGAAGUCCGAGACAGAGUCAAGUGUAUAAGUGGAGUUGAAGGUGUGCCAUUAUCUACACAAUGGGGCCCUCAAGGCUAUUUCUACCCAAUCCAGAUUGCACAGUAUGGACUAAGUCAUUACAGUAAGAAUCUAACCGAGAAACCCCCUCACAUAGAGGUAUACGAGACAGCAGAAGAAAGGGACAGAAAUGUCAGACCUACAGAAUGGACCGUGCCCAAGGGCUGCUUCAUGGCAAGUGUGGCUGACAAGUCUAGAUCCACUAAUGUUAAACAGUUUAUUGCUCCAGAAACCAGUGAAGGUGUGUCUUUACAGCUGGGAAACACAAAAGACUUCAUUAUUUCAUUUGACCUCAAGCUCUUAACAAAUGGGAGUGUGUCUGUGGUUCUGGAGACCACAGAAAAGAAUCAGCUCUUCACUGUGCAUUAUGUUUCAAACACCCAGCUAAUUGCUUUUAAAGACAGGGACAUAUACUACGGCAUUGGGCCCAGAACUUCGUGGAGUACAGUUACCAGAGACCUGGUCACUGACCUCAGGAAAGGAGUGGGUCUUUCCAACACAAAAGCUGUCAAGCCAACCAAAAUCAUGCCCAAAAAGGUGGUUAGGUUGAUUGCAAAAGGGAAGGGAUUCCUGGACAACAUUACCAUCUCAACCACAGCCCACAUGGCUGCAUUCUUUGCUGCUAGUGACUGGCUAGUGAGGAACCAGGAUGAGAAAGGUGGCUGGCCAAUUAUGGUGACCCGGAAGUUAGGGGAAGGGUUUAAGUCUUUAGAACCAGGGUGGUACUCUGCUAUGGCACAAGGGCAAGCCAUGUCUACAUUAGUCAGGGCCUAUCUUCUAACAAAAGACCAUAUAUUCCUCAAUUCCGCUUUAAGGGCAACAGCCCCAUACAAGUUUCUGUCAGAGCAGCAUGGAGUUAAAGCCGUGUUCAUGAAUAAACAUGACUGGUAUGAAGAAUAUCCAACUACACCUAGCUCUUUUGUUUUAAAUGGCUUUAUGUAUUCUUUAAUUGGGCUGUAUGACCUAAAAGAAACAGCAGGGGAGAAGCUUGGAAAAGAGGCGAGAUCCUUGUAUGAGCGUGGCAUGGAAUCUCUUAAAGCCAUGCUGCCCUUGUAUGAUACUGGCUCCGGAACCAUCUAUGACCUUCGCCACUUCAUGCUGGGCAUUGCUCCUAACCUGGCCCGCUGGGACUAUCACACCACCCACAUCAACCAGCUGCAGCUGCUCAGUACCAUCGAUGAGUCUCCAAUCUUCAAAGAAUUUGUCAAGAGGUGGAAAAGCUACCUUAAAGGCAGCAGGGCAAAGCACAACUAGAGCUCAAAACCAAAAGCGCAUUCCAGCCCCUUCUGAACUCAAGGGCUGAGCUCUGUGUCAGUGGCAGAACUCAGCAGCACAUUGCACAUUUAAGAUGGUGUGUGUCUGGGGUUUGUGGGUCACAGCAAUGUGAGAAGAGACCCUUAAAGUUAGUCUUUCUGAAAUGAUUGCAUUCCAUGGGUCAGGUGCUUAGAAAUGUAGGCCCUGAAAGCGUUUAGUCAGUGCGCUGAACAAAGAUGUGAUCUCAGCCCUGAUCAUCACUUAGGCCUCCAUGCAGAGUCAUUCUCAGUCUGUGAAAGAUAAUGGUAAGUGGCUGCUGCUAGCCUGCUGCUCAGCACUUACCUAAAACUUAGUGUGGAGUGCUUUUAAAAUGUGAUUAUUUAUAUUUAUGCUGAAAGCAGGCUUUUAGAAAACAGUGUGCUGUACUGCAGUAAACAUGUGCGUAUAGCCUGGAUUGUGGACUGUGUUUUUUCAGUGUUUCUUUCCUGUAGGUUCAUUUCUUGGGAAGGAGUGAGCAUUUGUUGCAUUUGUUCAAUUAUAUAUGGAAAAUGUUUUGAAUUAUGGUUUUCUUGAACUAUGUAUAUUUAAACACAGCCUGUGUUCAGGUCUCAUGGUCAAAUAACAUAAGCACAACUAAAAUGAAACUUGUUGACUGCACAAGAAAUUACAGACAUGCUAUGUUUUAUGAAACUUGAUCUACAAUCAGUAGAAGUCUGAUAAUCAUCUUCCCCACCUCUGUCCCCAAUGCAAUGUGUCUUUGUCACUGUCUAGAAUGUUGCAUUUCAUUUCAUAUUACACUUUGGUGGUUUUGUCCAUUUUGAGGACAGUACCCAGAGUGUUAAUUAUAAGCCUAAAUUUGUGACAGAUGUAAUGAUUUGAAGCCUACCAUCAUCCCUUUUAGGACUUUUUUCCCCUUAAAGGAAAAUUACUGGGUUAAAUGGUAUGUUAGGAGUCACGGUAAAGUUUUUCCUGCCUGGAUUGUCAUCAUCACUUUUACAUCAUUGCUUCUGUCCUCACUGUUUCUCUGAAACUGAAUUUUGAAUGAUUCCAGCAUUGAAACAGAAGAGAUACUACUGUGUCUACUGUCCGUGUGCCAUCGGAUCUGUAAGGGUUUCAGAGUUCUCAUGCCAUGGACAGUGUCUGUUAUAGGGCUUCAGGCAUUACGUAAAAGCAACAAGGAUUGGUUUUGCCCUGGUUUUUGUUUAUGGUGUGAUAAUAUGGAGAUAGUUAGGUAACAUGAGUCUCACACUUCCUAGGGACAAACAAUGAAGUUUAUCCAGCUAUCUGUCUGAUUCAUGUUUAAGAGCCAGGUGAAUGGUUUGCCCACACAUUGUACUUCUGUUGAAUUCAGCUACCAAGUACUGUUGAAACAGGAAAUAUAAAUAUAUAUGUGUGUGUCUGUGUGUGUGUAUGUAUGUGUAUAUAUAUAUAUAUAUAUAUAUAUAUAUAUAUAUGAUGCAUAGACACACAUGUAAAUGAUAUAUAAAGUAUAUGGGCAUCACAGGAGACAGGAAGAUCUGUACUGAAGAUAAAGACAAUAUUAUACUGUUGAAAAAUAAGUAUAAACUCCCAGUUUAUGUGACCACACUUUAAAUGACCACACCUUGAUUUUGCCUACAGCGAAAUCAGUAUGGUCUUUAGGUUCCCUAGAUUUUACCAUUGUGGUUCUCACACAAGAGGUGUUUCAGCAAGUUCUGAACAUGCACAUUUGUCUCAGCAAUAAAAAUGAGGACUCCCUUUUUAUUUUCAGUACUGAUGUUCAAAACAAGCUUCCCCACAUGGGAGCAUUGUUCACUCUAUCAGAUUUGUUAUUAGAGUGGUCCCGACUUUGCUUUAUGUUUGCAUACUGGUCUUCAGAUGAGAGGGGACAGUGAAAUCAUCAUGGUACUGCUUUUGUGACAAACACCAGUGCCUUACCAAUGUGGUUGUCCUUUUCAACUGAAGAGGGAAAGUUUGUUUUGUUUUGUUUUUGAUGUAGAAAUGGCAGUUUGCUGCUGUUGCUUUUCCACUGCCUUCCACAUUGCAACAGCUACUUGACUUGUCUUGUGAUCCCAGAAUUCCCUAAGAGGUCACAUUGAGCCUGUGACAGCACUGUCAGUGCUUGGCUUCUCAGACUUGAGGAUGCCUCUGUCACCUGGGAGUUUACAAAAUGAGACUCUAGGUGUGCAGGAAGUCUGCCUGCAAAGUGGGAUCUGCAGCAUGUUUAACAGGUGGGGUGAUGCUGCUUUGGGAGAGCUGGGCUUGUGUAGAGAGCACUGCCUGGGACCCAUGCAUUUUUGCCUCCAGAAAAUCUACAAAGUUUCCUCGGUUUUUAAAACAUGUAAAUGUUUACUUAUCCUGAGUAUAGCGAGAAGGGGAGGGUAUUUUAAGUUUUUGUUGUAUUUCUUUAAACUUUUCUUUAAAAAUACUGGUUUGAUUCACUUAUCUGAGUUAGCUUCCAUGUUGAAUCUGUUGCCAUUUUAGUAGUAAAACCAGCCAAAAGUUUCUAGACAAAGGGCAGGUUUGACCCUUUAAGAGUUACUGUAUAUAAUGGCUUCAUUCAAGAGCCACGCAGCGUCCAUGAGCAAGUGCAGAAACGACACAAGCACACUCUCCAGAUGCCGCGGGACUCUUUCCUUUUUGGUGUACAGACUCUCACCAAAAGCUGCUGUUUUCUUUCUUGUAAUUGUUUCCUCGCUUCUCCUCCAUUGUACAUGUGGGGUAUAUGCCAUGUGUCAAAUAUGCAAUAACGUGUUUACCGGAUGCCCUUCUGAAGGGUGGUCCUCUGUAAAGCUGUACAGACUUUGCAGUCCAAGCACAAUGUGCACAUGUUAGUUUUAUAUACAGCGAAACUUGAUUUUUUCAAAUGGAAAGGUAUUUUGUUUCUAUACAAAGUUUAAUGGGUUGUUUGUGCUUAAUGUAAAACUGCUUUAUAAAACUGUAAAAUAAAGUUUUUAUCAUGAAAAGAAA